Molecule: messenger RNA, 2709 nt
Organism: Guyanagaster necrorhizus
Lineage: Eukaryota; Fungi; Basidiomycota; Agaricomycetes; Agaricales; Physalacriaceae
Exons: 11
Coding region: 265-2550 (761 amino acids)
Molecular function (GO): lipid binding
Source: RefSeq, a predicted model, not a curated record
GUAAAUCAUAUUGAUGAAAUGCCUUUUUCUGACCAGACCCUGUCUUUCCGCGGACGUAGCCGAAAAUCGAAAGUACCUUCAAGAGUCAACGUUUCAACGGAUAACGGAUGUUUUGGUCGACUCCCGCGACGAUGAGUCUGUGCUACAAUCUUAUCUAAUUCCUCCAUAUAUUAGGAAGCUGCCGAUGACGUCGACAUCGUCAUCACGGAUCGACCUCAUCAGCGCGCCACAUAUAAAGGAGGAGUCGUGUUUGAGAUCUCCAUCAUGUCUUUGCCUCCCACUAUCAAGGACAUCAGCACGCACCCCAAGAAGGGUAGUGUCGUCGACCCCGUCGACAAGGUUGCCAGGGAUGCCGACGUCGACCGAAAGAUCAAGCUAUAUGGAACAAUUCAGGCUCUGCGGCAAUCACGUCUGCCAACGAACAAACAGCUCGAUUUAUGGAUCAACUACGCGUUCGAACAUCCACCUGUGCAGACCUCUACGCUAUCGAAGGACGGCCAGAAGCUCGCCGGCGACAUCCAAGAGAUUAUCAGAACGCUGCGCAGUAUGAUACACGACAAGGACGGCGACGAGCUUAUACAAGACUGGAUAUGGCGGACGAGGGACGUGGACAUACCGGAUGUCAAAGCAAAGGACAUUAGACGCGUUGACAAGGAGAAGGCGAAAGACGACGCCGAUACCGCUACGCGCCAUGUGCGCACGCUUGUCAAUUUGGUUUUGACUAAUUCCGAGUUCCGGAAACUGAUCAAGGAUUUCAGCGUCGUCGGGCGUGAUCUAGCCGCUAAGGCCAUUGCACCCAGUGCUGAGGAACUUGAAGGCGUUGACGAGAGUGCUCCUGGGGACCAUUUUGUCUCCAACGAGGAGAAGGUGGAAACCCGACUUCCUGGCGUGAACGGUCAGCCAGACAUCGUUGAUCCUGAAGAGGUCAAGAGGUCCAUCAACGCGAAAGCCAGCACGAGCGCGCAAGAAGGGACAAAGGUCUCGGGUAUUAUAGGAAAAGUAAAGAACGGUUUCUCGGACGCGAUUCCUCAACAAUACAAGGACCGUCUGACCGAAAAGUUGUCUAGCGGAAAGAAGUUCCUGAGCGAGGAUUAUUUCCCGAAGGAAAGGAGGGAACAGUGGAUCUGGAGGGCAAAGAAGGUGGUAGUCGAAUGUCAAAGUCACAGCGAUUAUCAAGAAUCCUUGCGCUGGCUGCUGGACUACGUUGAAGAAUACGCAAGCCAUGAACGAGACGCCGUAACCGAUGCCACGAAGGAGGCUGGAGGAGCCAUGAAAAAUAGGCAACUUCAAUCAUCACUGACCGAACUGCGCACGAUCUUGGAGCGCUUUGCCAACGGCCUGUCGCUGGAUCUCAUCAUUGACCCUUUCCAUGCGCUCUCCGACGAUGCUCACCGCGACCCUGAACUACGUGCGUGGUUCAGAGAGGGUGCUGAGUGGUUACGGAGCGUGCUUCUCAAGCCUGGAUAUAUCCUCGAACCUCAGUCUGUGACUGAUGGCCGCAAGUGGACCGACUCUGGCAAAGUGUUCUAUGGAUCGGAUGGCAAGUACACGGAGCACUUUGAUAGGCUAUUCAACGGUGCCGGUACUUGGCUGAAUGGGAUUGGAGACGAUCCUAUUAAUCGGAAAUUCGCUGGUGGAUGGACCCAAUUCAUGAAGGACCUUCUCUUUGCCGAGGACGGUGGGUUGACAUUUAAGGGCGAUCUUUGGGGCGACAUUCGUAGAACGGUCAUACCGAUGCUGGUCGAGAAGCUUGGCUAUGUCCCCAUUCCGAGAAUCGAGUACACGGACGAUGCUGUUGACCUUAUCAUCGAGAAUCUCACCCUCAGCGGUCGCAAUCUGUUCCCUACAAUUGCUUCAAUCGAGGCCCACAACUACAUGUCGUUCUCUCCGUACAGUGCCAUUCAAGAAGGUACAGAGGAGAGCCGGCAUGAGAUCAAACUGACGCUUGCUCAGAUUCAGGCAGACCUACGUGACGUAGCUAUCUAUUUCAACAAAAAGGCUGGGAUUCCCAAGGCGAAAGAUUCUGGAGUUGCCGAUAUUGUGUUAGGCGGACAGGGGCUGACAGCUACUGUUCACCUCGUGUCGUCACCAAAAUCCGACGCGACAUCGGCAUUCACCAUCAAAAGGGUCAAGGUCAAAGUGGAUUCGCUGAAGUUCUCCGUGCGAGACUCCAAACACGACUUUUUCUACAAGGCAGUCAAGCCCUUCGUCAUGGGCGUGGUGAAGAAGCAGAUUCAGAAGGUGGUCGGGGACGCUAUACGGACGGGUCUCGAGUACGUCGAUGGAGUGCUGGUCAAUGUCAGGCAGGAGCAGGAAGAGGGUAAAAAAGGAAAAGUGGAUGCUAUACAAGAGGUUUUCCGGAAGAGGAUGCAGGAGACGAAGUCGACGUCAAGUAGGUCGACGUCGCAUUUCAAGAUUGUGGCGAAUCAACGGGAUUCUAUGUUAGCGUCGGAGGGUAGUCCGGAGGGAUGGGUACGCAGGACGGCUGAGCGUGAAAAUAUGGUUGUUUCGGGUGAAGGAUGGCGAAGCGAUGCGUUUGACAUUGAUUAACUUCGUCUUCGUAUAUCGCAGGUGAGGGUUAUGUUUCUUUGUACACUUUCUAGUAGGCGAAUUAUUAAUUUUAUGUCUCGACUAGGUCAAUAAUACGGACAUCUUCAAUUAGUGGGACGGAGGAAAACCAAUAUCUGAGAGUAAGACGUGGAAUAUUCG